AUGCAGCCUCUAGUUUGCGUCAGGGCAAGUAUUGCACGCGCAGUCACCACCAACAAACCAGCUUUUUCGAGAAAGUGGAAUAAUCUGCGGUGCGCUCCUUCAAAGUUGCAAAUCACAGCUACGAACACCCAGCAACAGUCCUCUCUGAGAUUGCGAACAGAUCCAUCCUCAUCCUCGACUUCUGCUCUAUAUUCCACUACCAGCACCCCUCACUCAGCCUUGCGUGCGGCUCAAGGCUCGUCAGAGGCCGCCGCAGUCAUGGGGAAGAAGGACGACAAGGCCGGGAAGGUGAGCUUCCAGCUCAAGACCCCAAAAGGCACCCGCGACUGGAGCAGGAAGGACAUGAUCUUGAGGGAUCGUAUCUUCAAUGCCAUCACCGAAGUCUUCAAACGCCACGGCGGAACGAAUCUCGACACACCAGUCUUCGAGCUCAAGGAGAUCCUUAGCGGAAAAUAUGGAGAGGAUAGCAAGUUGAUAUACGACCUGGCAGACCAGGGUGGCGAGCUCUGCUCGUUGCGAUACGACUUGACAGUGCCGUUAGCACGCUACCUGGCAAUGAACACCGACAUAAAACAACUGAAACGUUACCAGAUAGCAAAAGUCUAUCGCAGAGAUCAGCCGGCCGUCGCAAAGGGAAGAAUGCGAGAGUUUUACCAGUGCGACUUCGAUGUUGCCGGAAUCUACGACCCUAUGAUUCCAGAUGCCGAAAUUCUGCGUAUUAUUGUUGAGGUCUUUGAGGCUCUAAACUUCGAGAAAUUUACGAUCAAGAUCAACCACCGGAAAGUUCUUGACGGUCUCUUUGAGGUGUCUGGAGUGCCCUCGGACAAAAUUCGAUCGAUCAGCUCAGCAGUUGACAAAUUAGACAAAAUGCCAUGGGAGGAGGUCAAGAAUGAAAUGUUGGAGAAAGGUGUCUCAGCCGAGGUCGCCGACUCAAUCGGCGAGUAUGUCAAGCACAAAGGCGGCAAGGACAUUGUUGACUUGCUUAGAGCCGAUGCCAAGUUGGAAAAAAACGAGAACGCCAAGGCUGGCAUUGAGGACAUGAACCUGCUCUUCACAUACCUCGACGCCUUUGGUGUUACAGACAAGAUUUCAUUUGAUUUGUCAUUAGCAAGAGGCCUGGACUACUACACCGGCGUUAUUUACGAGGUAGUGACUGAGGGUUCUGCUCCUGCAGUUGCCCCCAAGCCAACUAACCGAGAAUCCGAUACUAAGGUGUCAGGAGAAGCUGUUGCCCCUGCUGCAGGCGCUAUUCAGCCUGGGACAGAUAAUGGCGCUCCUGCACCAGCUGACAGCAAAAAGAAGGCCCCCAAGAAGAAGCAGUUAAGCGAGGACGAUGACCGCUCAGACGAUCCCACGGUCGGUGUGGGCAGCAUUGCUGCAGGUGGACGCUACGACAACCUCGUGGGCAUGUUUAGCGGCAAGGGUGACAAAGGCCAGAUCCCAUGUGUCGGCAUCUCGUUUGGUGUGGAUCGCAUCUUCAGUAUCAUGAGUGCCAAGCAGGCACGAGAGCAGGCGACGGUGCGUCAAAAUGAGGUUGAUGUUUAUGUCAUGGCGUUUGGCGGCGGCAAGGAAUUUACUGGCCUGUUGCCAGAACGCAUCGCAAUAGCGAGGCAACUCUGGGAUUCUGGUAUCAAGGCCGAGUUCUCGGCAAAGGUGAAGCCCAAGUUGCAACAGCAGUUCAAGGUUGCGGAGGAUGGCGGCGUGCCACUGGCUGUAAUUCUGGGAGAAGAUGAGCUGAAGGCGGGCAAAGUCAAGCUGAAGAUUCUCGGCUUGCCCAAGGAUCACCCCGAUAAGGAGGGUCACCUCGUUGCUAGGGAUGAGCUCGUAGCCGAAGUCAAAAAGGCGCUCUCAGCGGGUACAGAAUAG
Molecule: messenger RNA, 1866 nt
Organism: Pyricularia pennisetigena
Lineage: Eukaryota; Fungi; Ascomycota; Sordariomycetes; Magnaporthales; Pyriculariaceae
Exons: 6
Coding region: 1-1866 (621 amino acids)
Biological process (GO): mitochondrial translation
Cellular component (GO): mitochondrion
Source: RefSeq, a predicted model, not a curated record